Messenger RNA from Phacochoerus africanus (Common warthog), 6270 nucleotides. RefSeq names its product PR/SET domain 16 (gene PRDM16). Lineage: Eukaryota; Metazoa; Chordata; Mammalia; Artiodactyla; Suidae. The transcript is spliced from 17 exons. Gene Ontology annotation, cellular component: nucleus. The record is from RefSeq and is a predicted model, not a curated record. Gene Ontology annotation, molecular function: histone H3K9 methyltransferase activity; protein binding. Bases 229 to 4068 code for a protein of 1279 amino acids.
GGAGAGCCCCCCAAUCCCGCGCCGGGGCGGCGGCGGCGGCGGCGGCGGCGCGACGAUGAGGAUGAUGAAUACAUUGCAAAGUUUUUUUGGCCCCGGCGAGGGGUGUCAGAUUGAGUGCUCUGUGCGCAUGUGCGAAGGUGUCCAAACUGACAAUGCUGGGGAGAUGAAGAUAGUGUGUAGCUGCUUCUGGACUCAAGGAGGAGGAGAGAGAUUCCGCGAGCCGACACCAUGCGAUCCAAGGCGAGGGCGAGGAAGCUAGCCAAAAGUGACGGCGACCUCGUCAAUAACAUGUACGGCCCGGACCCCGACCUGCUGGCCGGCGAGAGCGCGGAGGACGAGACCGAGGACAGCAUCAUGUCCCCCAUCCCCAUGGGGCCGCCGUCCCCCUUCCCCACCAGCGAGGACUUCACCCCCAAGGAAGGCUCGCCCUAUGAGGCCCCCGUCUACAUCCCCGAGGACAUCCCCAUCCCGCCGGACUUCGAGCUCCGGGAGUCCUCCAUCCCGGGGGCCGGCCUGGGCAUCUGGGCCCGGAAGAAGAUGGGGGUCGGGGAGCGGUUCGGCCCGUACAUGGUGGCGCCGCGGGCCACGCUGAAGGAGGCGGACUUCGGAUGGGAGCACAUGCUGACCGACGCAGAGGUGGCGUCCCAGGAGGGCUGCAUCCAAAAGAUCUCCGAAGACCUGGGCAGCGGGAAGUUCUGCGUGGAUGCUAAUCAGGCCGGGGCGGGCAGCUGGCUCAAGUACAUCCGCGUGGCAUGCUCCUGUGACGACCAGAACCUCACCAUGUGUCAGAUCAACGAGCAGAUUUAUUAUAAAGUCAUUAAGGACAUUGAGCCAGGAGAAGAGCUGCUGGUCCAUGUGAAAGAAGGCGCCUACUCCCUGGGGACGGUGCCCCCCAGCCUAGACGAGGAGCCCACCUUCCGCUGUGACGCGUGUGACGAGCUCUUCCAGUCCAAGCUGGACCUGCGACGCCACAAGAAGUACGCGUGCAGCUCGGUGGGGGCUGCGCUCUGCGAGGGCCUGGCCGAGGAGCUCAAGCCGGAGGGCCUGGGCGGCGGGGGCGGCGACGGGCAGGCCCACGAGUGCAAGGACUGUGAGAGGAUUUUCCCCACCGAGUACAGCUUGGAGCAGCACAUGACUGUCCACACGGAGGAGCGUGAGUACAAGUGUGACCAGUGCCCCAAGGCCUUCAACUGGAAGUCCAACCUCAUCCGCCACCAGAUGUCCCACGACAGCGGCAAGCGCUUCGAAUGUGAAAACUGUGUGAAGGUCUUCACGGACCCCAGCAACCUGCAGCGGCACAUCCGCUCCCAGCACGUGGGCGCCCGGGCGCACGCCUGCCCCGACUGCGGCAAGACCUUUGCCACGUCCUCGGGCCUCAAGCAGCACAAGCACAUCCACAGCACCGUCAAACCUUUCAUAUGUGAGGUCUGCCACAAGUCCUACACGCAGUUCUCCAACCUGUGCCGGCAUAAGCGGAUGCACGCCGACUGCCGCACGCAGAUCAAGUGCAAGGACUGCGGACAGAUGUUCAGCACUACCUCGUCCCUCAACAAGCACCGGCGCUUCUGCGAGGGCAAGAACCAUUACCCGCCGGGCGGCCUCUUCGCCCCGGGCCUGCCCCUGACCCCCAGCCCCAUGCUGGACAAGGCCAAGCCCCCCGCCAGCCUCAACCACGCCGGCCUGGGCUUCAACGAGUACUUCCCCUCCCGGCCGCACCCGGGCAGCCUGCCCUUCUCGGCGGCGCCCCCCGCCUUCCCCGCGCUCACACCCGGCUUCCCGGGCAUCUUCCCCCCGUCCCUGUACCCCCGGCCGCCUCUGCUACCUCCCACGCCGCUGCUCAAGAGCCCUCUGAACCACACGCAGGACGCCAAGCUCCCCAGCCCCCUGGGGAACCCGGCCCUGCCCCUCGUCUCUGCUGUGGGCAACAGCAGCCAGGGGACCGCGGUGGCCGCAGGGCCCGAGGAGAAGCCGGAGAGCCGCCGGGACGACGCCUAUGCCGCGGCUAAGCUCAGGCCCCGGGGUAGUGACCUGUCGGACGGCAGCGACUUCGAGGACAUCAACACCACGACAGGGACCGACCUGGACACGACCACAGGCACAGGCUCCGACCUGGACAGCGACGUGGACAGCGAUCGCGACAAGGCCAAGGCCAAGGCCAAGGCGGUCGAGGGCAAGCCAGAGCUUGCAGGCGGCAUGGUGCCCCCCGGCGCCCCGAACAGCGUGGGUGAGGUGCCCGUCUUCUACUCGCAGCACUUCCUCCCGCCGCCCGAGGAGCAGCUGCUGACGGCCUCGGGCGCUGCAGGCGACUCCAUCAAGGCCAUCGCCUCCAUCGCCGAGAAGUACUUCGGGCCUGGCCUCGUGGGCAUGCGGGAGCGGAAGCUGGGCGCGCUGCCCUACCACUCCGUGCUGCCCCUCCAGCUCCUGCCCAGCUUCCCCCACUCCCUCUACCCCUUCACGGACCGCAGCCUCGCCCACAACCUGCUGGUCAAGGCCGAGCCCAGGUCUCCCCGCGACGCCCUCAAGGCGGGCGGCCCCAGUGCUGAGUCCCCCUUCGACCUCACCACCAAACCCAAAGAGGCCAAGCCCGUCCCGCCCGCACCCAAGGCACCACCCGCCCUGGCGCCGGGCGAGGAGCAGCCACUGGACCUGAGCAUCGGCAGCCGCGCGCGGGCCAGCCAGGGCGGAGGGGGCCGGGAGCCCCGCCAGAACCACGUCUAUGGCGAGCGCAGGCUGGGCGCCGGCCAGGGGCUACCCAAGCCGUGCCCGGCGCAGCUGCCGCAGCAGCCCUCUCUGCACUAUGCCAAGCCGUCGCCCUUCUUCAUGGACCCCAUCUACAGCAGGGUGGAGAAGCGGAAGGUGACAGACCCCGUCGGCGUCCUCAAGGAGAAGUACCUGCGGCCGGCCCCGCUGCUCUUCCACCCCCAGGUGUCAGCCAUCGAGACCAUGACGGAGAAGCUGGAGAGCUUCGCGGCCCUGAAGGCGGACUCGGGCGGCUCCCUGCAGCCCCUCCCCCACCACCCCUUCAACUUCCGGUCCCCACCCCCGACGCUCUCGGACCCCAUCCUCAGGAAGGGCAAGGAGCGCUACACGUGCAGGUACUGUGGCAAGAUCUUCCCGCGAUCAGCAAACCUCACGAGACACCUAAGGACACACACCGGGGAGCAGCCGUACAGGUGUAAGUACUGCGACCGCUCCUUCAGCAUCUCCUCCAACCUCCAGCGGCACGUCCGCAACAUCCACAACAAGGAGAAGCCCUUCAAAUGCCAUCUGUGCAACCGCUGCUUCGGGCAGCAGACCAACCUGGACAGACACCUCAAGAAGCACGAGCACGAGCACGCGCCAGUGAGCCAGCAUUCGGGGGUCCUCACCAACCACCUGGGGACCAGCGCCUCCUCCCCCACCUCCGAGUCGGACAACCACGCACUUUUAGACGAGAAGGAAGACUCCUAUUUCUCUGAAAUCAGAAACUUUAUCGCCAACAGCGAGAUGAACCAAGCCUCGACGAGAACAGACAAACGGCCGGAAGUGCAGGACCUGGAUGGCACCUCCCAGUGCCCGGGCCUGGCGGGCGGGAAGCCGGAGGAUGCGGAGGAGGAGGAGGAGGAGGACGAGCUGGAGGAGGAAGAUGAAGACAGUGUGGCAGGGAAGUCCCAGGACGACGCGGCGUCCCCCACCCCCGACCCGCAGGGCGCCUACGAGGACGAGGAGGACGAGGAGCCGCCCGCUGCCCUGGCUGUGGGCUUCGGCCACACCCGAAGGUGUGUUGAGGAGCAGCCGGGCGGUCUGUUAGCUUUGGAGCCGAUGCCGACUUUUGGGAAGGGGCUGGAUCUCCGCAGAGCAGCUGAGGAAGCAUUUGAAGUUAAGGAUGUGCUUAAUUCCACCUUAGAUUCUGAGACUUUAAAACAGACCCUGUACAGGCAGGCUAAGAACCAGGCGUACGCAAUGAUGCUGUCCCUGACCGAGGACCCCCCUCUCCACGCCUCCUCCCAGAGCCCUCUGGACGCUUGGUUGAACGUCACGGGAGCCACGCCCGAGGCCGGAGCCUUUAACCCCAUCAAUCACCUGUGACCGGCCGGGACGGGGCGGGGUCAGAGUCCGAGCGAGGCCACCACGGGCCCCCGACGUCCCCACAGAAAUGCCAGCUGCGCCAGGUGGAGGUGCGGCCUCGGGGAGCCGGUGUGGCCUGGGGCCAGGCCAAGGAGCGCCCUCGUCCCCAUGCCUGCCCACCCCCCGCCCCCGGGUGCCGUCCUCCCAGUACCACCCACCGCCACCUCCUCCGGUGGAGACUCCGGACACAGAGGCCUUGGCGCCGUGGAGGGUUUCACCGGCUCUGAGAACAGGUCUCGAGGACGAACGGCUUUGAGACGGUCCGGCGAACACCGCCCAGGCGCAGCACGGCGAGCCGCCUGCAGAGUCAACUCCAUGGGAGAGGGCGGAAUCGGAACCCCCAACAGACGCCGCAGGCCACGGCCGGGCACCCACGUGGUGUCUGCAUGGCAGGAACGGACAGCUGGGCGUGCUCGCGAGAGGGGGUCACCCCAGCCGAUUUUUAUAAUGGAAAUGACGAGAAUGACCCUUUUGGUCACCUUAUUGACGACAGAGUCUAUUUAAGCAUGUGGUUUUAAAAAUAGACAGUAUUUUUUAAAAAAAAUCGAAAAGUGACUUGCAAAUUGUUUUUUAAAAGUAAUUUUGCAUUGCUUUGAAAUCUCAGCUUAUUUGCAAACCCAAACCUGCCUGGGAACCAGCACUGCGUUUGGGGCGUUCUCUGUCCUGUAGAUAAUGGAGAAAUUUUCUAUCCCUGACCGUGUUUGUAAAGUCAAGGCGGUUCUAGGCGCCCCAGGCAGACCGGGGGGGCAGGGCCCACUCCCGUGAGCAGUGGCAGACUGUGCCCUGGAGUCUUAGAUGCGGUGUCCUGGGCUGGCCCAAGGCUGGGACUCGGAGAGGUGCCUGCCGUCAUGUGACGUGGGAUGCGUGCCCGUGGCCGCCACCAAGACCCCCCAAUUGUCUGGGGCUGGUCGGAGCCGUGGCUUGGUCCCCGACGCAGAGCUGGGCCGGGCCCUGAGGUUCCCACCCCACGUCUGUGCCUCGGCCGCCCCGUGCCAGCCCCCCUCCCCACCCCCACCGCUCGUCAAACGGACGAGGGGAAGGCAGCAGGCAUUCCCGGGGGGCCACCUGGGGCGCACUCAGGCUCCAGACUGCCGAGCAGCACAUGCCACCGAGACCCCGGACCCAGGACCCGAUAGCCGCUUCGCUCUUUGUGUGGGUUCCUGGCGGGCGGGACCCGGCUCCAGAACGAAGGGCGUCCAGUCGUGACCUACUGCAAAGAGCAGAGACAGCACAGCCCCGUGGGGACACGCCUCCCGGGGACCGGCUACUGCUCCGCUCGGAUGGGCUUUAAAUUAUUCCCGUAGGGGCCAAUUUCAAAUAAUAGUUUUGUUUUUUUUUCCCUGAUGGAAUUUACCUUAAUCUGUAUAUAACUUGUAAUUUUUUCUAAUUCAUUUCUUUUCUUAUUUUAUUUCUUCCUUAACAGUAUUUUUGGCAUUAGACAUUCUUAUUGUGAAGAAAUAAUGUUAAUAUAAGUAUCUAGUGAAGGACCAAAACCAUGUAAUAAGGUUGUGUGUCGUGUGAUCCGUAACCAGGGAGUGGGGCGAUUUUUAAUGUGCCAAAUACCCCGCGUCCCCCCCCCCCACGAAUCCUGCUGCCCGUUUUCCAGACAAUCAUGUGUUUUUGUUAAAUUUGAGUUUCGGUUGCAUUUGCAUUUAAGACAAGUGUUCUAUUUAUUUCCUUUAUUGUUUGGAAGAAAGAAGAAGCGCACCCUAACAAGAAGAGAAAUUGCCCAAGGUGCCCUGGAACAGGUGUGAAAAUACAGACGGUGGUGGGGCCGCUGCGGCCCCCCAUCCGGCCGCUCCCCCGGCCUAGACAAUCGUGAGCCUGGGCACGUGGGCGUCCGGCCGCAGGGAGGUCCCCCCAGGGCGCCCCAGACCCAGCUCUGGGCUUCAGCCUUUCCCCGAUGGCAUCAAGGCGACAGACUCGGAACGGCCUGCAGGUGCUCGGGCUGGAAGGUGGCCCCGGGGCGGCCGCUGGCAUGAGGACGGGCAGACGCCAGCGCUCACGCCCCCUCGGCAUCCUCGACCCCCCUCGGCCAGACCCGCCUGGUGUAGGAAUUUCCAGCUUCCCCUUGAUCGAGUUGGGACCCCUCUGGAAAGUCCUCCUCCGUUACAAACACCCCAUUUCUGUAAACCCAAAUUAUAUGAUUCUUCUGGUAAAGAA